This is a messenger RNA of Alnus glutinosa, 948 nucleotides long. Its product is annotated as putative receptor-like protein kinase At3g47110. The transcript is spliced from 3 exons. The record is from RefSeq and is a predicted model, not a curated record. Gene Ontology annotation, molecular function: protein binding. The coding region runs from base 1 to 948 and encodes 315 amino acids. NCBI's taxonomy places the organism in Eukaryota, Viridiplantae, Streptophyta, Magnoliopsida, Fagales, Betulaceae.
AUGGCAAGCCUAGAUGUUGCAAAUGUUUCUAACAUUACAACCGAUCAAUCUGCUCUUCUUGCCUUAAAGGCUCAAAUUUCUUAUGACCCUCGUAAUGUUUUGUCAAACAACUGGUCUAUUGGCACCUUCGUUUGCAAUUGGGUUGGUGUUACUUGUGAUUCUCGCCAUCAACGAGUAACCGUUUUGAACCUUUCUUACAUGGGUCUUGUAAGUACCAUUCCUCCACACAUGGGAAACCUUUCGUCUCUUCUUAGUCUAAACAUCGAAAACAAUAGUUUUCACGGCUCUCUGCCCAACGAGUUGUCUCAUCUUUACAACUUGCAACACUUAUCAUUUGGAUUCAAUAACUUCAAUAGAGAAAUCCCAUCAUGGAUGGGGAUGUUAUCCAAACUUCAAAAUUUGUCUCUGUUUGGUAAUAGUUUCACAGGAACUAUUCCACCAUCUCUAUCAAACAUAUCUUCAUUGCAAGUAAUUAAUCUUAGUUAUAACCAACUUUUGGGCUCCAUUCCAUCCUCCAUCUUCAACAUAUACAACUUGCGAAGAAUUGAUCUCAGUGAUAAUAUGCUUUCUGGUCCGAUGCCCUCCAUUAUUUCCAACAUGUCAUCACUGCAAAUCAUUAACCUAAGAGGUAAUAAUCUUUCUGGUCCACUCCCAAAGGAAACUUUUGAUAAUCUUCCCUCCUUACAACAGCUUCAAGUAUCUUAUAAUCAAUUUUCUGGCCAACUCCCAUCUACUUUGUUCAAGUGCAAACGACUGCAAUAUUUAUCAUUUAUGAAUAAUGAUUUCACUGGAAGUAUACCUUCGGAAAUUGGAAACUUAAUCAUGCUCACAGAGUUAUACUUUGACAACAACAACUUUGAAGUUUAUGAUGAACAAAGAAAACAGUUUUGUUCCCUUGAGAAUAUAUCGACAGUUGAUCACUUCACCAAUGGAAUUGGUGGCAGAUAG